Molecule: messenger RNA, 1125 nt
Organism: Harmonia axyridis
Lineage: Eukaryota; Metazoa; Arthropoda; Insecta; Coleoptera; Coccinellidae
Gene: Hacd1
Product: very-long-chain (3R)-3-hydroxyacyl-CoA dehydratase hpo-8
Exons: 4
Coding region: 350-1048 (232 amino acids)
Biological process (GO): sphingolipid biosynthetic process; very long-chain fatty acid biosynthetic process; fatty acid elongation
Cellular component (GO): endoplasmic reticulum membrane
Molecular function (GO): 3-hydroxyacyl-CoA dehydratase activity
Source: RefSeq, a predicted model, not a curated record
ACAGAACAACAGAACUGACAGAACAUUCAUUUUUUGAUUAUUGUUUGGUAAUAAUUAUUAGGAGUGGGGAAUAUUUAUGAGAUAAUAUGAGAAACUAGAUAGCAAAACGUUUAAUAAGGAAUGGAAGAAUGAAUAUCCUCAUUUAUUACCUAUUGUCAAUACGUGGCAAUGUUAUACGUUGAAACGCGUUAAACGCUUUUCUGUAAUGAGCGAAUAAUAUAAUAGAGGGGAAUAAAUCAGUUCCUAGAGGUCGAGGUGCUAAGAUUCCGAAUAGGUAUUUAGUUUCUUGAUCUCCGUUGUACGUCAGGGUCAUUAACAAGGAAAAGUUUGAAAAAUUCUAAAUUUAAGUAUGGCAAAUGUAAAAGAAAACAAAAAGAAAGAGACUUCUGGCAUAGUUCAAAAUUAUUUGAUAGCAUAUAACGCAUUACAAACAAUUGGGUGGUCCUUUCUUCUGUACCAAUUAAUAACCUACUAUUUAGCUUCGAAUAAUCAAAAAUCCCUCUAUGAAACUGUGAAAUACACAGUCAUUAUAUUCCAAAAUGCUGCUAUUCUAGAGGUGGUUCACGCUUUUUUGAAGUUAGUCUCUUCAAAUCCUAUUGUAACAGUCCAACAGAUCUCUUCUCGUGUCAUUGUAGUAUGUGGUGUUCUUAUGAUAACUGAUUCGUCUAGAGAAUCAUUGGGACUCCCAUUGGCACUUUUUGCUUGGUCAGUAACUGAAGUGAUUCGAUAUGGCAAUUACACUAUGAAUCUACUUGGUCAUGUUCCAUAUAUUGUUAAGUGGUUGAGGUAUUCAACAUUUAUCUUCCUAUAUCCUAUUGGAGUAACAGGAGAAUUACUUUGUUUGUAUUCAGCUCAGUUGGAAAUCAGAAAAACUGGAUUGUUAACAAUACAAAUGCCAAAUUCUCUCAAUUUUAUUUUCAACUAUCAGCAUUUCCUGAUCAUUGUUAUGAUGAUGUACAUUCCCUUCUUCCCACAGUUAUAUUUGCACAUGUUCACCUUGAGAAGAAAAGUACUAGGGGGUCAACAACCUGUGAAGAAGCUCAGUUAAUUCUAGAACUGAAUAAGAUAAUUUUUUUUUUAAAUGUUUAUUUAUGAAUGUUAAAAAUAUAAGAUUUAAAUUGUUAA